This is a messenger RNA of Ipomoea nil (Japanese morning glory), 2259 nucleotides long. RefSeq lists its product as uncharacterized. Gene Ontology annotation, molecular function: aspartic-type endopeptidase activity. The record is from RefSeq and is a predicted model, not a curated record. Bases 1 to 2259 code for a protein of 752 amino acids. NCBI's taxonomy places the organism in Eukaryota, Viridiplantae, Streptophyta, Magnoliopsida, Solanales, Convolvulaceae. Gene Ontology annotation, biological process: proteolysis. The transcript has 2 exons.
AUGCAGGAGUUGGAGGAGGAUGAAAAUGAGCCUGGCCUGGGGUCACCAUUGGCAGUUGGCCCAAUAGAUAGAGCCAACCUGGUUUGGGCUCCACGAAGGAGGCCAGGAGCUGAGGGCAGAAUGGGACCAGUAGUACCACCACAAGACUUCCUCAUGAGGGCACUUUUGAUUAUGCUCAUACUAGGCAGUGGAAAUGAAGUACCUAAUCUCUUGUAUGUGCACUUAACUGGGAAGGUGGGAUUAUGGUAUGAUAGUUACAUUCAUGGGUUGAUGGAGGAAUUUCACUGGCCUAGAUUUGUUGAAGCUAUAUGUAGAAGGUUUGGGGACAGUAAGGUCUCUGUGAUGGAGGACUUUGCUGCCUUCAAACAAUGGGGGAAUGUGGAUGACUUUACUGAUGAGUUUGAGGAAUUUAUGAGCCUGCUCUUACAAAUCCACCCUUGCCUGACUGAAACAUAUUUCAUGGAAAACUACAUAGCUAGGCUGAGGCAGAAUCUUAGGUGUUUUGUAAGGACUGCAAGACCUAGAGAUUUGGCUGAUGCUAUUUGGUUUGCAAGGCAAUAUGAAAAGGGCCUUAAACCUGUUGACACUCCUAGAAACUCUGCCUGGAAUACCAGAAACAACCAGCCCACUAAAACAACCAGCUCCAGCUCAAAUAGCCCUCUCCCAAAUAUCCCUAUCCCCAAGCCAAUACUGCCAACCUCUACCCAAAACUCCACCCAAACCACUGCUGCCAAGACCCCUGAAAUAACCCAGUUCAGAAAUCAGCUUAGGGAGCAGAAAAGAUGCUUUAGAUGCUUUGAUCCAUGGCAACCUGGGCAUAAGUGCAAGGGGCUAACAUUCAAUAUUAUUGAGGAUCAGGAUGAAGAGGAUGUUCCCAUUCUGAUUGAACACCCUGAGGAUGAACAGACAGAAGUAGCAGGAGUUUCCUUAUGUGCUGUAGUUGGGGGAGAAGGACUCAACACCAUUAAGCUAUUGGGAAUGGUGCAGAAACAACCCAUUGUCAUCUUGGUAGACAGUGGUAGCACCCAUAGCUUUUUGGAUCCUAAGAUCCUAAGUCAAUUGAGAAGAGAACCACGGAAAUGCACCCCCUCGAGAGUAACUGUUGCUAAUGGGGAUCAGAUCACUAGUGACUCUAUGUGCUCUGAAUUGCAAUGGCACAUCCAGCAGGAGAGUUUUGUUAAAGGAUUUAGACUCCUCAGACUUGGAGGGUGUGACAUGGUGUUGGGGAUGGAUUGGGUGGACCAGUUUGCACCCAUUCAAUUACACACCAGGCCACCUGGGAUAUCCUUCCACAAAGAAGGCAAGAAGGUUUUCUUGAAGGGCUUGACAAGGAAAACAUUGUUGCAGGCAGCCACUAAGAAGGAAGUGAAAAAUUGGCAUAAAAAUGGGGUCCAGGGUCUGUUGGUCCAAUGCCUCACUUCUCUACCUGAAACAUCUCUGGAAAACCCUCAUUGCUACCUUACCACCACCCAUGAUCUACCCUCUAACCUUGCAGCCAUACUGGAGGAGUUCCAAGAUCUUUUCCAGGAGCCCACAACUCUACCCCCACAAAGAAUCCAUGACCAUGCUAUCCCCCUUAUCCCUGGAGCCCAGCCUAUAAACAUAAGACCUUAUAGAUACUCCUUUGACCAAAAAAAUGUCAUUGAAACCAUGGUGGAAGAAAUGUUGGCUACUGGGGUCAUUACCCCUAGUACUUCAUGCUUUGCAUCCCCAGUCCUUUUGGUACCCAAAAAGGACAAUACUUGGAGAUUUUGUGUGGAUUAUAGAGCCCUUAACAGCAUCACAAUUAAAAACAAAUUUCCCAUUCCUUUAAUUGAGGAUCUGUUUUCUGAGUUGGCUGGUGCAAGGUAUUUCUCUAAGUUGGAUUUAAGAUCAGGAUACCAUCAAGUAAGGAUGAAGGAAGGGGAGGAAUUCAAAACAGCUUUUAGAACACAUCAAGGGAUAUACGAGUUUAGGGUGAUGCCAUUUGGUCUCACUAAUGCCCGUGCAACAUUCCAGGCAAUGAUGAAUCACAUUCUUAAGCCAUUGCUCAGGAAGUCAGUUCUUGUGUUUUUUGAUGAUAUAUUGGUGUACAGCUCUUCUCUGGAGGACCACUGGGGACAUCUAAGAGAAGUGUUAUCCCUCAUGAGACAGAACCUCUUAUUGGCCAAGCUCAGCAAGUGCUCCCUUGUCCAAACACAAGUGGAAUACUUAGGACACAUUAUUACUCAGGAAGGCUUGCAGACAGAUCCUUCCAAGUUAGAUGUUGUGGCUGCUUGA